AUGGUACCCUGGCAUACCGAGUCCAAGAAUGACUUGCUUUGGUUACGCGGGUACGCUGGUGUUGGAAAGUCAGUGAUCACCAAGUACUUGAUAACCGAUGUCUUCAAAGCUCCAUAUGUCAGAUCGAAAACUCAAGCCUCCGUUGGAGCAGAAACAGAUUCAGAACAUGGUCUCUUCCUGGCGUAUUUCUUUUGCAGUGAGCGCAAUCGACAUUUGCAAUCGGAGAGCAACCUGCUGAAAGCUAUUUUGCACCAGCUUCUAAAGGCGAGCCCCCGGGAAGUUUCCAAAGCCAUGCAAGGCUUUCGACAACAACGACAAUCAAGGUUGGAUUACUCUUUUCUAUCAAGCCCGAACCUUUUAUGGGAAGCCGUCAAAUCUGCUCUACUGGCAACAACCUGGGGGACCACCUAUUUUGUAUUUGACGGUCUUGACGAGAUGCUCGACCAAGACUUGAGGGCAUUUUCUACCGGUCUGAAAUCCCUGAUAGAAAAUGUGGUACCUCAAAUUGAACCGCGCAACCUCAAAAUACUGGUCACCAGCCGUCCCACUGCGAGCCUGGAGACAAGUCUGUCUUGUCCCUCGAUUUCAAUCCGCAGCGAAAGAGAUGUCAGACACUUCGUUCAAGGCAGCACUACUGAACUGGCGCAAAGGUAUACACUUUCUACCCAGUUGCAGUAUGAAAUUGUGGAACGCAUCACCGAAAAAGCCCGAGGGAUGUUUCUGUGGGCUGUGCUUGCAUGGUACGAGUUAUGCCGGGAUGCCAGACGGCCCGAAGAUUUUGCUAUGAAUCUGUCUCAGCUGCAAAAACUUCCUUCAUCACUCGAGAUGCUAUAUGAGGAUAUCCUCAAUCGACUGUCUCCCACCUCUCGUUCGUUGGCUUUGAAAGCCUUCCCGUGGCUCACUUUGUAA
Messenger RNA from Exophiala bonariae, 909 nucleotides. RefSeq lists its product as uncharacterized. NCBI's taxonomy places the organism in Eukaryota, Fungi, Ascomycota, Eurotiomycetes, Chaetothyriales, Herpotrichiellaceae. The record is from RefSeq and is a predicted model, not a curated record. The coding region runs from base 1 to 909 and encodes 302 amino acids. The transcript has 2 exons.